AACAAGGAAGUGUUGUCUGUAACAGAAACAGGGCCGAGUCUGUUCUUGUGUGAUUUUCUGUGGAGAGGACUCACUGACAACAUUUCACGCUCGUAUUAGACACCUAGCUGAAGGAAGAGGCGGAAAGCAUUUGUAGUUUUAGAUUAAAUUAAAGAAAAUGGGUUUAAAUCGGUCGUGUCCGUUUAGCUUAUUAAACUGUGUCCUUAUCUGCGUCACUUUGUGGGUCUACCUGAGCACCGGGGGGUCUGCGACCUCAUACAGGAGACCCAACAUUGUUUUAAUCCUUACUGAUGACCUGGACAUCGCUAUCGGGGGUCUGAGUCCACUAAAAAAGACGAAAAAACUGAUAGGUGAUGCAGGGAUUUCAUUCACAAACGCAUUUGUCGCCAGCCCUCUGUGCUGCCCCAGUCGAGCCAGCAUCCUGACGGGGAAAUACCCACACAACCACCACGUCAUCAACAACACGUUAGAGGGAAACUGCAGCAGCAGAGCGUGGCAGAAGAGCGAGGAGGCCCACACCUUCCCCGCCAUCCUGAAGAACCAUGGAUACCAGACGUUCUUUGCUGGGAAAUAUCUCAACCAGUACGGCCAUGAAGACGCUGGCGGGGUGGAGCAUGUGCCUCCAGGCUGGAGUUACUGGGUCGGACUGGAAAAGAACUCUAAAUAUUAUAACUACACUCUGUCUGUGGAUGGAAAAGCUCUAAGACAUGGAGCUGAGUACAGCAAAGACUACCUGACGGAUGUCCUGGCGAACAUGUCUCUGGACUUCCUCAGCUAUAAAUCAAACUACCAGCCGUUCUUCAUGAUGGUGUCCACGCCAGCCCCACACUCCCCGUGGACGGCGGCGCCACAGUACCAGAACAGCUACAAUGAGACGAAAGCUCCCAGAGACCCCAACUUCAACGUCCACGGGAAGGACAAACACUGGCUCAUAAGACAGGCUAAAACUCCCAUGACCAACUCCUCCAUUCAGUUCCUAGACAAUGCUUUCAGGAAUCGGUGGAGAACUCUGCUGUCAGUCGACGACCUGGUGGAGAAAAUAGUGAAGAGGCUUGAAAUCAGAGGAGAAUUAGACAACACCUACGUCUUCUUUACCUCUGACAACGGCUACCACACAGGUCAGUUCUCUCUUCCUCUGGACAAACGGCAGCUCUACGAGUUCGACAUCAGAGUUCCUCUCAUGGUCAGAGGACCAGAUAUCAAACCCAACCAGACAAGCAAGUUGCUGGUGGCGAACGUAGACCUCGGUCCGACCAUCCUGGAUAUCGCCGGCUACGAUGUCAACAAGACGCAGAUGGACGGCAUGUCCUUCCUGCCUGUCAUGGAGGGGAAGAUGAACAGCACUUGUUGGAGAACUGACAUCCUGGUGGAGUAUGAGGGAGAAGGAAGGAACGUGACAGACCCGUCCUGCCCCCUGCUGGGACCUGGAGUGUCGGAGUGUUUCCCAGACUGUGUGUGUGAGGAUUCAUUUAACAACACCUAUGCCUGCGUGCGCACCGUCGCUCCCUCUGCAGACCUGCAGUACUGCGAGUUCGACGACAAUGAGGUGUUUGUAGAGGUCUACAAUGUGACAUCAGAUCCCUUCCAGCUGAAAAACAUCGCAAAAACCAUCGACCAGGAAGUCCUGGAGAAGAUGAACCACCGGCUGAUGAUGCUGCAGUCCUGCUCCGGACAAUCGUGUCGGACCCCUGGAGUAUACGAUCCAAGUUAUAAAUUCGACCCUCGGCAGAUGUUUACGAGCCACAGCUGGCGGCUCAGCAGACUCCGGCAGAGGAUGAAAUAAGAGAAGGAGACAAGUAGAAGACAGACGGAGGAAGGAGGGCCACGCUGUUGCUCGUACUCGGCCUCUCCUGCUGUUGUUGCCUUGUUUUCGGGCCUCCUGAGCCAGUUUCUCUGCAGAUGGAUGGAGAAGGGAUCAGGUGGGGUCACAUUGUAGAAAAUAGGUGUGUUGCCAUGGAGACGGAAGGCCUCUUUGGGGUGCACCUGUGAAGCCUCCAGUUUGGACUGCUUUUUUGUGAGUUUGUGUGUAGAGAAGCCAAAUUAUUCAGGAUGGAUGAACACGCCACACCAUUUAUUCACAUCCUGUUGUUUGAUGAGAUUUAAGAGCGCCACACGGAUGCCCGCUCGCUCACUCAUAUCAUUUUUGAACAAGAAUGUGACCCAUUUAUUGUUGUUUUUACCCACGUGAGACGUGCAUAUCACUGAUCCAUAAAGAAGCCAGUUUAAAAAGAUGUUUUCAUAGUCGAGGGUGUCUGAGUUUAGUUUGCUGCAUUCAGAUGGUCCUCAGGAUAAGUUGGAAAAUGAUCAACAAAGACAGAAAUACAUCUAUAAACUUGAGCAUGUAAAGCCAUGUCAGUGAUAAAACCAAGUCAAGUUUAAUCUCUGAAGGGUAAAUUUUGACACAAUUUUGAGGAAAUAAAUAUCAUAAAGAGGAAUAAAACUUAAAAAUACAGAUCAAACAAUCAUAAUGCAUCCUGCAACGGCAAUUCAAGUUGCAAUUUCCCACACAUGUAUAAAUGACUUUUGACAUUGCACAGCUCCUUACUACAUCCUACUUUGUCUUCAACACAAUAGUGCUUUUCUGUUACAGUUUGUUGAUUAUUUGUUUAUAGAUGGACACAAUUCUCAACCUUAGCCAGGCAAAAAUCAUCAGCCAAUUUUAUGCUUUACCAUUUUCUUGAAGGGAUCAACUUUUUACUUUUAAGUGGGUUUCCAUUACUCAUCAGAAAAUUCUUUAAAUCUAAAAAAGAGUUUUCACAAAUUUAUUUUCUUAAACUUAGUAAAUUCAAACUCGCUGUUUCACUCUUGUGAGUGACACUACUGCUUUCACUGUGCAUUAACAUCCCUACCAGAUGAUGGCCCAGCAGCUAAAAACAACGUCACAUUAGUCUUUAAAACAAAAAUGAUGCAGGGGUAGGUCAGAUCUUAUGUCAGAUACUCAUUUGAGAUGCAUUUUCCAUGCAGUGUGAAUAUCUGUACUUCAGUGCUGCCCACUUGAUAUUCAGUCACCCUUGAGGGAUGUUAAAGGUCACAUAUUUUACUCCUUUAAGUCAAGUUUAUAUCGGUCUCAGAGGUCCCCAAAACAUGCCUGUGAAGUUUGUUGCUGAAAAAACACUCCAAUAUUGGAUUUUUGUAUGUCUAA
Cheilinus undulatus (humphead wrasse) is the source of this 3142-nucleotide messenger RNA. It is a transcript of the gene gnsa, whose product is annotated as glucosamine (N-acetyl)-6-sulfatase a. Gene Ontology annotation, biological process: glycosaminoglycan metabolic process. The record is from RefSeq and is a predicted model, not a curated record. Bases 158 to 1783 code for a protein of 541 amino acids. Gene Ontology annotation, molecular function: glycosaminoglycan binding; N-acetylglucosamine-6-sulfatase activity. The transcript has 14 exons. Lineage: Eukaryota; Metazoa; Chordata; Actinopteri; Labriformes; Labridae.